Molecule: messenger RNA, 2292 nt
Organism: Chrysochloris asiatica (Cape golden mole)
Lineage: Eukaryota; Metazoa; Chordata; Mammalia; Afrosoricida; Chrysochloridae
Gene: UPF3B
Product: UPF3 regulator of nonsense transcripts homolog B (yeast)
Exons: 11
Coding region: 9-1460 (483 amino acids)
Biological process (GO): positive regulation of translation; nuclear-transcribed mRNA catabolic process, nonsense-mediated decay
Cellular component (GO): cytoplasm; nucleolus
Molecular function (GO): mRNA binding
Source: RefSeq, a predicted model, not a curated record
CCGUGGCCAUGAAGGAGGAGAAGGAACAUAGGCCCAAGGAGAAGCGCGUAACUCUGUUAACGCCCCCGGGGGCUACAGGCAGCGGCGGCGCGGCUUCGGGGGAAAGCGGCAAGGGAGAAGAUAAACAGGAUCGCAAUAAGGAGAAGAAAGAGGCUCUGAGCAAGGUGGUAAUUCGAAGAUUGCCUCCCACUUUGACCAAGGAGCAGCUUCUCGAACAUCUUCAGCCUAUGCCCGAGCAUGAUUAUUUUGAGUUUUUUUCUAAUGAUACUAGUCUGUAUCCUCAUAUGUAUGCCAGAGCAUACAUCAACUUUAAAAACCAAGAGGACAUUAUUUUGUUCAGGGAUCGCUUUGAUGGUUAUGUAUUCCUUGACAAUAAAGGUCAAGAAUAUCCUGCUAUAGUAGAAUUUGCACCUUUUCAAAAAGCUGCGAAAAAGAAGACUAAGAAAAGAGAUACAAAAGUCGGAACUAUUGAUGAUGAUCCAGAGUAUAGAAAAUUUUUAGAAAGCUAUGCAGCAGAUAAUGAAAAAAUGACAUCUACCCCAGAGACACUGCUAGAGGAAAUAGAAGCCAAAAACAGAGAAUUAAUAGCUAAAAAGACAACCCCACUUUUGAGCUUCCUGAAAAACAAGCAGAGAAUGAGAGAAGAAAAGAGAGAAGAAAGAAGGAGACGAGAAAUAGAAAGAAAAAGACAAAGAGAAGAAGAGAGGAGGAAAUGGAAAGAAGAAGAGAAACGAAAAAGGAAAGAUAUUGAAAAGCUAAAGAAGAUAGACAGAGUUCCAGAAAGGGACAAAAUAAAGGAAGAACCAAAGAUUAAGGUACACAGGUUUCUGUUACAAGCUGUGAAUCAGAAAAAUCUGCUCAAGAAGCCAGAAAAAGGAGAUGAAAAAGAAUUGGACAAAAGAGAAAAGCCCAAGAAAUUGGACAAAGAGAAUCUGAAUGAUGAAAGAGCCAGUGGGCAGAGUUGUACAUUGACCAAGCGUUCUGAUAGUGAACUUAAAGAUGAAAAGCCAAAGAGGCCUGAAGAUGACAGUGGCCGAGACUACAGGGAGAGAGAAAGAGAUUAUGACCGAGAUCAAGAGCGCAUCCUUCGGGAGAGAGAGAGACUGAAGCGGCAAGAAGAAGAACGCCGUAGGCAGAAAGAGCGCUAUGACAAAGAGAAGUCUUUUAAAAGAAAAGAAGAAGAAAUGAAAAAAGAAAAAGAAGCACUUCGGGAUAAAGGAAAAAAGAAUGAAAGUACUGAAUCAAUAGGCAUCUCAGAAAAGACUGAAAAAAAAGAGGAAGUGGUUAAGAGAGAUCGCAUAAGAAACAAGGACCGUCCAGCAAUGCAGCUUUACCAACCAGGAGCUCGAAGCCGAAAUCGCCUCUGUCCCCCUGAUGACAGCACCAAGUCUGCAGACCUGGCAGUAGAAAAAAAGCAGGAAAGUGCUAUUAGCCAUAGAAAAGAAGGGGGCGAGGAGUGAUCAAUCCAAACGGCCUUCGGUGUCCUGACUGUCUAGGCAGCCAAAGAGCACGAAUUAAGCAAGCCAGAAGUGCCUUCAGGGCAAAGGAAUAGAGAGAGAAAGGGGGUCGCUGUGCUAGUGGGGUCCAUUGAAGAGGAGUAUGUUUUGCAUCAAAGCAAGAAUCAAGAUUGCAGGUUCAGAAUUUGAAAUACAAUUUCAUUGUUUAUGCCGUUUCUACAAAUUCAUUUUCAAAUGUCAGACAAGAUGAGGGAGAUGACAUGCAUUGCUAGCAUUUGCAGGCUAGCGCUGUCAAGGGAGCCCAACUGAGAGAGCAGAAUCUCAAAACAAAAGGUUCUGUUAAUCCUGAGUUGAGUUUUCUGAAUUGUAGUAGAGCAGAGUCAGUUUGAAGUCUUUUUCAGAUUUAGUUAUGUCUUUGGUGAUAAACUGUUGAAUCUGUGUAGUGUAGCACCAACAAGCAUGUAAUUGUAGUACAAAGAUGGUGACGGAUUUAAGAAAUGUUUGCUGAUGCAUCAAUUUAAACAGUCAUGUUAUGUCUCUAGUCUGUGCCCUAAAAUGUUAGGAUGCAUUUGAGUGUCUUCAUUGUUAAUGUGGGCUUAACAUAAAGAAUAUUUUUCACCAUCUCAGUUUGCCUUUAGCAUUUGUUAAUAUUGAUAGGUGAUACUGAGUCCUUGUUUGAUUCCUGACAAUCCAGUCUUUGUUUUAUCUUAGGUCUCAUGAUCUGAGUGCAUAUACUCUCCAAGAAGGCAACGUCACCAAUAUUUGUCUUGUUCCUGUUAAAUAUCAACUUUUAGCUUGUUUUGUAUUGGAGUCAAUAAAUUCGACAGCACUCAAA